Molecule: messenger RNA, 807 nt
Organism: Eruca vesicaria subsp. sativa (arugula)
Lineage: Eukaryota; Viridiplantae; Streptophyta; Magnoliopsida; Brassicales; Brassicaceae
Source: the annotation of a GenBank genome assembly
AUGAUCGUGUCACGGUUGUCAGCUGCAAAGAAACUUCAUAUGCUAGGUGGAGAAAGCAUAAGGUUUUCUGAAGGAUACAAACUGGAAAAAAAAUACAUGGGUCUGAUGAGAGAUCAAGGAGGCCAUGACACUUGUUGGGCUGUUGUAACUGCAGAGUUGAUUAGUGCCAUAAGAUUCAUUCUAAAGUAUGACACUAAGUACACUGAGUACUCUGCUCAGUAUUUGGUGGAUUAUGCUGACCCGGCAAAGGCGUCGGUGAACUAUGCAAAGAAACGGCAUUAUUGCUAUACUUACUCUGUUGCUAAAGGCUUAGAUUUUGUACUGGACGGAGGUAUACCAACAGAAGCCCAUUGGAAAUACGAGGGUUGUAGGAAACCGCCAGCUUACCGUCUACCAAAGGAUCAAGCUCAUGUUCACAUUGCUUCUGUUCAGCGAUUUCCAUCUGUAGAUGAGAUGUUAUACCACUUGCAGUUUCAUCCUAUUGGAGCAUCUUUGGCUCUGUUCUUACCAGAUUAUUCCACUGUCAGAAAGGGAAUUUACAGAGGGCCUACAUCCAACGAAUCUGUGUUUAAAGCUCUUCAUGCGGUCUCCAUAUAUGGCAUUGAAGUGGUAAAUGGAGAAACCAUUGCACUUGUGAAAUCUACUCACGGUGAAGAACUCGGAGAUGGUGGUUAUUUCAGAGUAUCUCUAGAUACAAUGAUAGUUGAGGUGCCAUGCAAGGGCAAAACUGCUCAUCGCGAUUUAGCACAACCAUGCCGUUUGCUCUCUCGCUUUUGUUUCCCGAAACUUCCACCUAGACAAGUUUGA